Molecule: messenger RNA, 681 nt
Organism: Aphanomyces invadans
Lineage: Eukaryota; Oomycota; Saprolegniomycetes; Saprolegniales; Verrucalvaceae
Exons: 1
Source: RefSeq, a predicted model, not a curated record
AUGGAGCUCAAGCGCUUCAUGGAGUUCUCGGGACGCACCGAGGAGCUCAACGACCCCAACUUCACUGAGACGAACUUGCUGGAUGUGACCCCUGAGGACAUCCGGCGCUAUUUCAACCUUAAAGCCUUUGGAACUACUGCGCCAACGUCUGCUUCCCUUCCAACACAUGCACGAGCAAACACCCUUAAAUCUAUGAAAAAGAUGCUCAGCGCGUUCAUGCCACGCCGCAUGAUUCCAUGGGACGAAAUCCGGCGAGAGGGCAACCCAACGCGAUCUGUGGUUGUAAAUGACGUCAUCAAGUUGGUGAUGAAAUGUGAGGUGCAACGUCAGGGCGUCGAGUCAAAAGCCCGCAGGCCCAUUGAGUUCACCGAGUUCAUGAAUGCAUUAAAAGUCAUACGACUAUGCUCCGAAUUUUCGGAAUUGGAUCGAUACCGGCUUGGGAGCGUUAUCACGUUGCAAUGGCACCUGGUUGCACGAGUCGACGACAUGAUGAAACUCUGUUUGCGUGAGUUUUCAUUCAACCCAAGUCACCAGCUUACCCUACUGUGUCAGAUGCGGUGGUCAAAAAAAAUUUCCGAGGACCGCGAAGCCCCUCAUCAAAUUGUCCUUGCAUCCAUGGACGAUCGUUUAUGCCCUUUGUUGAACCUGGCUGUGUACAUGGAUACGUUGGUGGACCCAUUG